Molecule: messenger RNA, 2565 nt
Organism: Scomber japonicus (chub mackerel)
Lineage: Eukaryota; Metazoa; Chordata; Actinopteri; Scombriformes; Scombridae
Gene: capns1a
Product: calpain, small subunit 1 a
Exons: 11
Coding region: 67-717 (216 amino acids)
Molecular function (GO): calcium ion binding
Source: RefSeq, a predicted model, not a curated record
UAUACAGUGAAACUCCCGAAACCGCAGCCAACUAUUUUGAGUGCUCUUGUUUUACGCUGACGGAAGAUGUUUCUCGCCAAAAAGUUAAUCGGUGGCCUCAUUGAUGUUGUCAGCAACAUCGACCCAGCCCAGUUUGUGCCAACUGAUCCUCCUCCACCACGCAGGCCAGUUGCGUACGCAGAGCAGCACGAAAGCGAUGAGGAGAAACAGUUCCGCAGAGUCUUCCAGCAACUAGCCGGAGAUGACAUGGAAGUGAGCCCAACUGAGCUGAUGAACAUCCUAAACAGAAUCAUUUCAAAGCAUGGAGACCUGAAGACAGACGGUUUCAGCAUUGAGUCCUGUAGGAGCAUGGUGGCAGUCAUGGAUAGCGACAGCACUGGUAAACUGGGCUUCCAUGAAUUCAAACACCUCUGGAACAAUAUAAAGAAAUGGCAGGGAGUGUACAAGUCCUACGAUGCCGACGGCUCCGGUGUCAUCAGUGCAGAGGAGCUACCCAGCGCUUUUAGAGCUGCUGGCUUCCCCCUCAACGACCAGCUGUUCCAGAUGUUAAUUCGCAGAUACAGCGAUGAAAAUGGGAACAUGGAUUUCGACAAUUACAUCGGCUGCCUCGUGAGGCUGGACGCCAUGUGUCGUGCCUUCAAAACCCUGGAUAAGGAUAACAAUGGGACCAUCAAAGUCAAUAUUAAGGAGUGGCUGCAGUUGACCAUGUACUCUUGAGUCCAGAUGACGGCUCUCACGCUUGUUUUACGGAACCACUUUCUUUGUCUACACAAUACAAAAUAUAUUUCCUCCACCUUCCCUUCAACUCCCAUCCCACUCGUCAUUCAGCAGAUCCCUUGUGUGUGCAGGUUUAUCUUGAAUGUUAAUUCAAUGUCUGGUGUCACUGUUACUUGUAAGACAGAUUUGAUACUGUAUUAUAACUCGGGGAAAAGCACAAACCUGCAUUCACAAUGGUAGCCAUAGCUGAGGGUAAAAAAAGAAAUGCCACUGAAUGCUCUGCAUAAGUAUUAAGCCAACGUGAUAGCACAGUUUGUUGAAUUGGGUUAAUUUUGUGAGCUUGUUUGGCAUCUGAUCUUGUUAUGACUAAUGCCCACUAAUCUAAAUGGCAUGAGAAGGAGGCAGGCCGACAUCAAACUGUUUUACAUUGUGACGUUCGUGAAAGCAGGAAGCUGUGUGUGUUUGCUUGGGGGCCAGUUUCACAAAGACACAGUAUGGUGGGCUGGUCUAAAGAGUUAGGCCAGUAAUGGGGUUUAUUUGAACUGUUUUAAUACCUUUUAGAAAGUUUCCGAAAAGUGCAGACUGGCAGUUAAAAGGCUAAAGGUUACCCACCUUAAUCUCAGAACCAUGAGUCUUUCUGACAACUCAGACAAUUAUUGUCAAAACAGGAAAAGCUACUUGCAGCAGAGUGAAGCUGUAGCUUGAUCUGCCAUGUUUUUUUUAUUGUCUGAAAAGCCACCUACACAGUGAAGACACUUAUUUGGCCUAAGAAGAGCUUUCUCAGAGCUGUGUGGGCAUGUACAGUAUAGCUCUUGAUUGACAUCUCUAUCUCUAUGCUGGCAACACCAUUCAUAUAAGUAUAUGGAGUUUAGUGUCCUUGCAAAUCCUCUGAAAAGCUUCACCCAGUUUCAGCCCGAGCAGAGGUCUAACCAGCUUUCCCAGUAACUGAAGUCACCUGUCAGGAUGUACAGGGCCUUUAAAAGAGUCCACUUUAAAGGCUCAGCACCUACACAGGUUUUUUCAGGCAUUAUGGCUGAGCAGAGCUCCUCUCAAGUUAGGCGGAGCUAUUCUGAGAGGUACGUGAGGUCAUAAGGAUGUGUGUUGUCCCAAGCCAACAGGUGCAGCACAGUUAACAGGAGUGUUGGGGGAUGGUAAUCAUGCCCACACAGCCCUGAGGAGAGGUGUUCUACUUUUUAGACCUCACUUAUAUUUGAUGUCUUUGUGAAAUCAGCCCUAAAUCCAUUGAUCAGACAGUUUAUCAUUUUAGUUGGAUUAUAUAAAUGAUGGUUCACUUGCACCACAGCCUAUUGCAAUCAAAUCAUGCUUGAAUGAUUUGUUAAAGCCAUUAUUUUUGCAUCAGAGUUGCACUGUUCUGGAAUCCCAGUGAUUUCUACAACUACUAGAAAAUAUCUAAAAUGCCAAGAAAAUCCCAAACAUUCUUUCAAAUUAGCUAAUAUUAAUGGUUGUAUUACUGUAAAUAUCCGCUAUAUCCAGCCCUAUAUCUCUUCUGUUAUAAUAACGUGCAUUAACAUACUAAGAGACAAUGUUUUGUUUGAGCAGGCUGAUAUUGUGCCAUUUAAUGUUUAAUGUUUAAUGCCAGUUUUACACCUUUUGCCAUCGCAGCUUACUGGUCACUUCUACUUAUCACUGUGUACUGAAACGUGCUGCAUCAGAUAUUGCCAGCACCAUGUGUGACUUCAUUAUAUGUAACAGAUGUGUAUGCCACUAAUGCAUGCAACCAAUGUUUAAAGAUGCCAUUAUUAGAGGUUUUUAACCAUGUUCUAGCCACAGUUAUUUAACUGCUUGGCAAAAUAAAUACCUGUGCCGUAUUUGGAAUAAAAAGGGUGU